Molecule: messenger RNA, 1107 nt
Organism: Trametes versicolor FP-101664 SS1
Lineage: Eukaryota; Fungi; Basidiomycota; Agaricomycetes; Polyporales; Polyporaceae
Exons: 3
Coding region: 1-1107 (368 amino acids)
Source: RefSeq, a predicted model, not a curated record
AUGCCCACAGAGGUUUACGAGGGGAUCAUUGACGCAUUGGGGCCAGACUGCGCAUCCCUGGCCCAGUGUGCCCUCACAUGUCGUGCGUGGCUUCCUCGCAGCCGCUACAACCUCUACCGUAGGACCACCCUACGAUCUCAAGCGCAGCUGAGUUCAUUCUCUCAGACGCUGCACAACAGCCCCGUCGGAUCAGAGCCCUGUCCUGCGGACAUCGUGGAAGAGCUCAUCCUAUGGCCUAUGGGUAUCACACAGCGGAUGUUCGUUAAUUCGGCCUGCAUCACGCUCGCUGGAGACCUUCCACGCCUGAAGGAGCUCUCUAUAACCUUUGACCACGACCUGAGCCACCUCCGCCGGGCAAUGAGGCUCGAUUUUUCUCUCCCCAUACACAUUGCUUCAUUCCCAAAUCUGAAACGUCUACGACUCCAUAACACAGUGCUCAACUCCUUCAUGACUCUCGGCCGGGCCAUAGUUGCACUUCCGAACCUAUCCUCCCUCGAUCUUUCGUCCGUCAUCUGGAGGACAUCUGGGGCCAUGUCAUCCAACCUUCUCAUCCUCAAGGUGGGCUGCUGCAAGCUCGAGGACAUCACGAUUAGUGGACCCUGGAGAGGGAUGUCCGGAGUCUCUGCGAUCUUUAGGGCAGCCAGCCCACAAACGAUGAGGACCAUCGCGGUCGACGUCACUGCGACGGUAGCCUCCGAGGAGUUCGAAACCUUUCUGCAAUAUCUGCCAACCUAUACAUCUCUAACUACAUUCACCAUGACACUCGUGCCCUCCUCCGAGUCCUCCCACCACACUAAAGGACCCGCCAUCAUCGCACUGCUCAACAACCUUCCAUCGAUGCAGCGCCUGCGUCGCUUUACCCUGGAUUUCCCGCAUGGUUCUUACACCCAUGCGUCCACCGCACUCCUGCGCACCUUGGCUGAUAACAUGCCUGACCUGUCGGGCCGUCUCGAGCGCCUCGAAAUCCGCAUUCGCAUCCUGGACCUACCGGACAGGUCCGCCGACUAUUUGUGGCGGAGGAAGCCGGUCCCUGCACUCCUACCACCCUCCUUUUUCGAGUUUCAUGCUUUGUGGAAGCGCGGGAUUCUGAAGGUCGUCAUGAUCUAA